AUGGGUGAGGUUGAAAGUGGUAAGGGAUUGAAUCAAGAACUUGGUCUUGCUAGAGCUGCCAAUACUCGGUGGGGUUCACAUUACAAAUCUUUUAACAAUUUCAUUAGUAUGUUUGGCUCUAUUACUGAUGUUCUUGAUACUAUUGUUGUUGAUUCUGAAUCUGUUGAAGAAAAAGCUAAGGCAACCGGAUAUCUUAAAAAAGAACAAGAUAUUGCAAAUGCCAUUCUACUUGUUAAAGUGGUGAAGAAACGAUUGCAAGAUUUAAGGAAUGAAGGAUGGGAUUCACUUAUCGAGAAUGUGUCUGCAUUUUGUGUCAAGUAUGAUAUUUUGAUACCUAAUUUUGAUGAGUUCUAUGUUAAUUUUGGAAGAUCUCGAUGUAAAGUUGCUGAGUAUACUAUUUCACAUCACUAUCGUGUGGAAGUAUUUUUUAAGAUUAUUGAUUGGCAGCUUCAAGAACUCAAUGAUCGUUUUAAUGAGGUUAGAACAGAUUUGCUUAUUGGAGUUGCUUGCUUAAAUCCAGUUGACUCAUUUUCUAGUUUUGACAUCAAGAACAUAUUGAGAAUGACUGAAUUAUAUCCUGAUGAUUUUGGUGAAACUGUAAUGGUUACUCUUAGGAAUCAGCUAGAGACUUAUAUAGUUGAUGUCCGUGAUGUUGAUAAAAGGUUCUCCUGUUGA
Molecule: messenger RNA, 675 nt
Organism: Solanum stenotomum
Lineage: Eukaryota; Viridiplantae; Streptophyta; Magnoliopsida; Solanales; Solanaceae
Exons: 2
Coding region: 1-675 (224 amino acids)
Source: RefSeq, a predicted model, not a curated record